AAGGGGAACGACCUGAAUUCGAACUUAAGGGAUAAAGCCUUCUCGGGUUUCUCAAGCCAUCGCUAUAGGAGAUUACAUGAACAUGGAAGAUUGUAAAGUUAUCUAUUGUUUCUAUUUCAUGUUUGUGUUCACUAAGCCUAUGAAGGCAGCCUGAUAUAAAAGCUUAUACCACCACUUCAGUCAAAACCCUCUGCCAUUCAAUAACCACAUUCGCACCAUUUGUCAUUCACACUAUGCUGCGCUACGACCUUAAUCUUCGGAUUUUACCACCACUUCGGUCAAUGUUGUUUUUCAAGGCUGAGCAGAGUCCAUUAAAAUUCAAGUUGGUCACAAAUAUUUACAAGACCCUGAAGACGGUCUUGAAGAACAUCACCGCACCAACACAGUUGCGCUGCGCCAUGAGCUGUGUAAAAGAAGGAAACAGGUGUAGCAGCUUCGUAUUUCAGGCGAAGACACUUUCUUGUGUGAUAGGUUCAACUGUAGUCUCGACCCCAUCGGCAAGAAGCGUAGAACAUACAUUAUACUGGAUUGAACAACCUGUGGCUUGCCCAAAGCGAAACUUAACAUUGGUUACAAUAGACUCACUAGACUCCUGCCUGUGGUUUUCUUAUCCUGUAUUGGCCAAUCGUUCAGAGGCGUCACGUAAUUGUACAUCCAACGGAGGUGAUUUGAUUUCUGUCCGCUCUCUGAACAAGCUGGUGGUGCUGAGAAACUCGACUUUCAAUACUAACCUUUGGAAUGUUGGUUUCUUAUGGAUCGGCCUGAUGUUUGACAAAGUAAACCAAACGUAUUACUGGGACGACGACGGGAGCGAGAUCAACAGUGACUGGCAGAUAUAAUUCUUUAAGAAUGCAACCAUUUUAAGCACCAACGACACCUGUGUUAGCUACUAUGCUAUUAUUUGGAAUUCGGCAUUUAGAUACUUCUGCAAUAUGAACUUAAAUUACGCUUGUGAAAUCUACGUAUAAAUGCUACGUUUGGACUACUAAAACAUGGCAAUUUAUAUUCUAUUUCUUUCUCAUAAUUAAAGAGACCACUAGAUCUAUGUUCUUCUUUAAUACGUUUUGUUUUUAUUUUAUUAUGUUAUUUUCUUGUUUCGUGCAUUUACUAAAAUAUUAAUAUUAUUUAUAACGUUUUAAAUACGUAUUUUCAAAAUACAUAACAUUUACAGCAUGAUGUGUCAUCGGUAUGUACAUACGUAUACAGAGCUUAUAUUAAGUCAUUCUGUCUGUCCGGUACACAUUUGGAAUAUGUUAUUUUAGAUACCUAGGCAGUAUCAUAGAAAACAAUGGGGAUGCUUAAGAUAUCGUGGCCGAAGAGGAAAAGCAGGGAGCAUUUCACAAAGGCUGCGACCUAUUUGGACAAGCCAAACUAUUUGACUUGAGAUAUAAAAAAAUACACCUACUUAACACAAUAGUUAUUCCAACAGCAACGUAUGCAUGCGAGACAUGGAAGUCAUCUGCUGAAAUUGAGAAAAGACUAAAUGUGGCUUAUAAAAAAAUGGCUAAGACGGAAGUUAAAGGAAUCAGGUCUCAAACAAAGGAAUCCUAUACCUGAACUGGGACUGAAGUUGCAUGAGGUUUGUGGGACAUGUUCUCCGAUAAAAUACCAAGUGUUACAAUAGCAUGGAGACUAUUGGAGACCAAUGCGAGGAAAGCGCAAACAGGGACGUCCUCGUACAACUUGGCGCCACAUUUUCAUGAAGGACCUCAGAACAGUGGGCACCAGGUGGGAAGAAGUUUCAGACAUUGCCAGUGAUAGAUUUUUAUGGAGACUACUUGUUAGUUUGAUACCAAAAGUGAUAUUUAUCCUUCAGUAUUAAGAUAUAUGGCUAAAUAGUGGGGGUUUUGUUCGCUUAGAUAAUUAUACAAGUUAUUUCUACCCGUUCUCGGAUCAAGUUGAAACCUCGAAAAUGUUGUUUUGUACUCAGCAUAAACUGAAUCUCAAACAAGGGAAAUAAAUUGUAGUUGAGUGAAGUGGUGGUAUUAAGCUCUAGUUCUAGUCUUAAGCUCCUCACCAGUAGAGUGGUUAGUGUGUAGGCUUAAGCGGACUGGUCACUACCAAUGUGUCGCGAAUGCGUAGACUGCUGGGUUCGUGCUUCCUGGAGUCACACGUGACAGACACAGACAUUACAGAUUGACUCAAGUUCUCUUUGGCAGACAAAUAUAAUGUUUAUUUAAUGACGAUAAUAACAAUACUGCACCUUAUUGGCAGUUACAUCAAGACUUCCGAUGUGAAACAUAAUUAUAUCCGCAUAACAGCGGUAUUGAAUGUCCAAGAUGAUUAGUUACAGAAUAAAACACAAGUAACGUCCGCAUCACAGCGGGUAACAAUAAUACUUCAAUAAUACAUAUCCAACUCUCAGUGUAGAGAAAAACUAAUAGGAAUAAAAAUAAUAAUAAUAAUAAUCUUUAUUAUCCGAAUAUACGUAGUGUUCACCUAGCCCAAAAGAUACUACUUAACUCAGAGUUACAACUCGACUAAAACGCUACUACUAAAAUCAUACUUGACUGCCUCGUACAGAGGAUAACACUUGACUCUCUUUGACUGCCUGAACUGACCGAACUGCAAGUCAAUUUUAGUCAUUCUACUUCCUGUUUUCUACAUCAGGAAUUCGCGAGUCUUUUCAACGUCUUACCAAGAGGUGAACAUUCAAUCAGGCAAUGUCAACUGAGUCUGGGACAUUCAAUCAGGCGAAUGUCAACUGAGACUGGGACAUUCAAUCAGGCAAUGUCAACUGAGACUGGGACAUUCAAUCAGGCAAAUGUCAACUGAGACUGGGACAUUCAAUCAGGCAAUGUCAACUGAGACUGGGACACCUUCAGAGUUGAAGAUAAUUUACUUAUUUACAGAUAAGUGAAAGGAUCAUAGCGUACAAUAAGAGAUGUUAAAAUAUUUCUAGUCGCACAGAUUUAUUGUUGUUGGUCUAGAUCUAUUACAAAUUUAAUUACAUGACUGAUCAUACAAAUUGAUACAA
Messenger RNA from Biomphalaria glabrata, 2977 nucleotides. RefSeq lists its product as uncharacterized. The coding region runs from base 234 to 839 and encodes 201 amino acids. The record is from RefSeq and is a predicted model, not a curated record. Lineage: Eukaryota; Metazoa; Mollusca; Gastropoda; Planorbidae. The transcript is spliced from 5 exons.